This is a messenger RNA of Drosophila takahashii, 1870 nucleotides long. RefSeq names its product Cdk5 activator-like protein (gene Cdk5alpha). Gene Ontology annotation, cellular component: growth cone; protein kinase 5 complex; cytoplasm. Gene Ontology annotation, molecular function: protein kinase binding; cyclin-dependent protein serine/threonine kinase activator activity. The record is from RefSeq and is a predicted model, not a curated record. Gene Ontology annotation, biological process: axon guidance. NCBI's taxonomy places the organism in Eukaryota, Metazoa, Arthropoda, Insecta, Diptera, Drosophilidae.
AAUGGUGGUACAAAACACCUUUACUGAGCAUGCUCAGAAAUGCAAAAAAGGAAAAGUGCCCACCCUCGCCUGUGGGCCUGCGCAUACUUUGUAUCGAUUUUAAGACUGUGUACUUAUUUCAUAAGCUUGUAGCGAAAAGAUGUUUUCAUAAACAAGUGCUACGUUGAAAUCUGUGCUAAAAAAUAUAUGAUUGGUGGAAACAGACUCCGUAGAUAAGUACAAUUAUGCAGCCGUUAAAAAUGGCAUAACACCGUGCUUCUACAAAAGGAUAUUCGCGUUUUUAAACAGUCUUGGCAGAUUUUUUCCCCCGAGUAAUAAAAAACUAAUAAGCCACCAUGGGAACGGUGUUGAGUUUUAAUCCGCGGGAUCGGCAUCCCAUAUACUCGUCUCAGCCAAAUUUUCAAUAUAAUCACUCGACCGAUAUACGAAACGAAAACGACAGUACUGGUUCAAUUGAUUCACACCUAAAUAACUUCUCGUACGAGCAAUUAAAUAACGCCAAGAACAGGGAGAACAAGAAGUCGGCCUGCCAUCAAAUGUCCAAGAACGUCAUAGGACAGCCUGGUACUUGUGGGGGAGUGCACAUAAACCUACAGACACAAACUCAGCUGAGCUCGCACAAUUUGAACAACUUGACAAAUGCCUCCAAGGAUACGAUUACCAAUGUCCUGGACAGCCACAACGAGAACUCGGUCCUCAAGGCGGAGAAGAGCUCCUUCGAGAAGAACCUGAAGAAGCACUCGAUCUUCAUAAACGCCCUCUCCUGGAAGAAGCUCUCCACGUCGCAUAACAAGAAGAAGAUCGAGAACAAGAACAAGUGUGCAAACCUGCCCACUGCCUGCUUCAAGGCCCAGCUCCUGGAGUCCUCCGCGUUCGCCUCCUCCUCGGACAAGAAUCGAAACAUCCAGCUGCACUGCAACCGCAUCGAGGAGCACAACCAGCAGCACUGCAACCAGCAUCAGCACCAGCAUCAGCAUCAGCACCAGAAUCAGAAUCAGAAUCAGGCCCAGGACAUCCGCGAGGAGGUCAUCACCGGACCGCCCAGCAAAUCGCAGAACCCUUCCAAGGCGAAAGACCCCGUCAAGGUCAACAACAAGAACUCGAUAUCGCACCACAACAAGCUCAUCCAGAAGCAGCCCCUGACGCUCAGCCUGCCCCAGCAAGUCCAGGCAUCGUCCAUUCAGAUCAAAAAUACCAACCAGAUCCCUCGCAAGACCGUCAUUCAGGCAUCUACUUCGGAAUUGCUUAAGUGCUUGGGAAUGUUUUUGCACUGUCGUUGUCAAAGACUAAACAACUUCGAUGCCGGAGAUGCUGUAAUGUGGCUGAGAGCUGUGGAUCGCAGCCUUUUGCUCCAAGGAUGGCAGGAUGUAGCGUUUAUAAACCCGGCAAACGUGGUAUUUGUCUACAUGCUAGUUCGCGAAUUGGUUAGCGGAGAAGAGAGCAAGGAAUCAGAUCUUCAGGCUUCAGUACUCACCUGUUUGUAUCUGUCCUACUCGUACAUGGGCAAUGAAAUUAGCUAUCCUCUCAAACCAUUUUUGGUUGAAGACUCAAAGGAAAAGUUUUGGGACAGAUGCCUCGUCAUUGUAAACAAGCUAAGUGAUAAAAUGCUUAAAAUCAAUGCUGAGCCUGGAUUUUUUACCGAAGUCUUUACUGAGCUGAAAUCUUGUGGUCAAUAUCAUCCUACAAUUAAAUCGUACUGCGGAGGCGCCUGACGGACGGACGACCGGGAGAUUAUUGUCAACCUCUCAUUGUCUGCGCAUCGCCAGAAAUUUCCCGACGAAAUGAUGGCGAAGUACCGUUAAUAAAACUUAAUAUUUUAUAAAACAUUAGACAAUUUCAUUAUGUCACUAUCACAAUCGUUCAAAUCAAA